Polistes canadensis is the source of this 2412-nucleotide messenger RNA. RefSeq lists its product as uncharacterized. The transcript has 5 exons. The record is from RefSeq and is a predicted model, not a curated record. Bases 637 to 1377 code for a protein of 246 amino acids. Gene Ontology annotation, cellular component: membrane. Lineage: Eukaryota; Metazoa; Arthropoda; Insecta; Hymenoptera; Vespidae.
UACUCGUUCGUUUUCCUUCAAAAGCUUCGCGAACGUCGACACGGUUUAAUCGUAUCGCGAAUCCUACGAUUCGCGAAGUUACGAAGGGGGACAUAAUAUUUUUUCAUUUUUUCUCUAUAACACCUUUUAUAUUACAAUUCAUUUCAUUAUUAUCAUAAUUAUCUGUAUAUCUAACAUAUAUAUAUAUAUAUAUCGAUUUAUUUAAACCAACAUAAGUAUUUUAAAUCUAUCCGUCACAUUAUUAUCUCCUCUUCCAUUUGUCUUUGUGUGUGAUUCUUAUUCUGUCUGUCUGUCUGUCAGUCUGUCACUUCUAUCAUUUUAUUUUCAAUCAUUUCAAUCGGUCUUCUUUUCUAUUUAUCCUUAUAUUUUUAUCUCGUCGAUUUAGUUAUACGUGUUUGUUAAAAAGUUUUCAAUUAUUUCUUUUUUUUCCUUUUAAUUUUUCUUCCCAUUCUUUUUCCAUUCCAUCUACUACUACUUUAUUUUCUAUUCCUUUCCCUCUUUCUAUUUUUCUUUUCUCCUACUACUAUUACUACUAUACUACUACUACUCCGUCUUCCUUAUCUUCAACGAACUACGAAUUGUAGGAUAAAAAUCUCGUGGAAACGAAGAAUAAUCCGAAAGAAAAGUACCGUCGUCAUGGCGCACCGAAGCGAAUCCUUCAAAGGACUCUGCCUAUUGUGGUGUGUCUUGGGCAACGUGUUCAGUGUUCCCACCCCAACACCCUCGCCAUUAAAAUCGGAAGACGUACGAUACACGACACGUAGGAUACCGAAAACUAUAGUUGAUUUGCCUACACAAAGAAGUAGAUCACCAAUCUAUUUCCAUGCGUUGAACCCAAUGAAUUUGGAGAUAAGUACCUCGUCAACAACGUCGAUGCCAACAACGACGACGACACAUCAUAAAUCCAUUUCCGGGGAGAAUCCAAUUUAUCGUCUGAAUGGUACAAAUGGACAAGCUUGCAUCCUUUUGCAAACAGAUGCCGUUAUUGCAAUCAAAUAUCGCACGAUUUUAGGCGAAGAUAGAGUGGCAAGUUUAUUUGUUCCCGACGAUGCAACGGUCACAGGAAAUUGUGAUAAUGAAAAUACAGUUACGAUGUCCUUGAAGUGGGAUGCAUUUGUACUCUUCUGGAGUUUCGCCAAGUUCCUUGUUGUUUGUUUUUCCCAUAGAAAUAUGAAGCUCCAACCGUUCAAAUUUAAAAACAACGAAUUCGCGGCUGAAUUCUCUUGUGCAUCGUUAAGUGCACGAGCAAACAGAGACGAAACUGCACCGGUCGCGGUUGGUUCCACAUUGGCUGCUGCUGUUCUUCUUACCAUCACUGGUUAUGCAGUUUAUCGAUACUUCAAAGUGAAGAAGGUCAAGUACGAUACUAUGGAAUAAAACUAAACCAUUUUUAGUCUCCGCAAUCAAGGACACUGUCACGACGAUGCCAAAGAGAUAAAUAAAAACGAUUAAAUAAAAAAAAAAAAGAAAAAGAAAAAGAAAAAAAAAAGAAAAACAAAAAGACAGUGAGAGAAAUGAACAAAAUUUCGACACACAAAUAAUCAAACAACUUUAGUUUUAAAUUAAACCUAAACUUAUCUUAUAUCAAAAAUCUUCCUUCGUUGUAUAUAUAAUAUAUAUAUAUUAAUAUUUUCUUUCAUAGUGUUAUUUCUUCAUUUAAUUUUUUUGUAAUUUUUUCUUCGAACACGAAGGAUAAUUAGAAAAAUAAAAAUAAAAAAAUUUGAAUCGAACAACCCAAGAUACGAUAUUGAUGAUUAUGAAAGUGAUCAAAGUUCACACGAUUAACGUUACGAAUAAAACGUGUUUGAUAUAUUAUUUUCUUCGUUAAUUGUUUCAAAAAAAAAAAAAGAAAAAAAAAAGAAAAGCAAGAGAAAUACGUAGAUACAAUUAAUUUCAAUCACUUUCGUAAUCAUCGAUUAAUAAGUCUCGCUUUUUGAAAGUAAGAGACACUAGUAACGUGUUAUAUCGUCGAAGCGUUCUGUGAUAUAUUACAGAACUUAUUAAUAAUAUUGAUUAUCUUACGAUUAGAAAAAUGGACAUGAUAUAGGAAAAAAAAAAAAAAACGAAAAAAAAAGAAAAGAUAAAAGAGAAAUACAAAAUAAUAAUAAUAAUAAUUAAAAAGCAGAGAAAACAAAAACAAAAACAAAAAAGAAAAGGACAAAAACACACAAGAAACUUUUACUUGUAAUAUAAUAUUACGUAUAUAUAUUACACAAAUUUACCACACAAUAUAGAUAACUAUAAAAUUACUUAUAUUUAUUGAUAUUAUAUCUAAAUAGAAAUGAAAAUGAGGAAGCGUAAAAAAAAAAAAAAAAGAACAAAAAAAAAAGGAAAGAAAGAAUAAAGGACGAACGUUCGCGAUGAUGGUCGGAGUCGGUGUACCUGAGAUACCUGAGAGAAAAAAUUCGAUAA